AUGGCGACCUCCUCCUCCUCCUCCUUGAAGCCUCUCUCCUCCUCUCCGGCUGUUCCCCUCCUCUACUCUCGUCUCGGCCUCUCUCCCUCAAUGGCCGCUGUCACUCUUCUCGCCCUCGGCAAUGGCGCCCCUGACCUCUUCGCCUCGAUUGCCGCCCUCCACACAGGCCAGGCGCGGACCGGCCUUGGGGCUGUAGUAUCGGCCGGUGCCUUUGUCUCAGCGUUCGUCGUCGGUGCCGUAGCUGCUCUCUCCCCCACUUCUCCCUUACCCCUUGAGCCAGCGCCGUUCAUCCGCGACGUCUUUUUCUACAUUCUUGCCGCCUCCGGUAUGUUCUACAUCUAUCUCAGCGCUGAGAUCUUCCUAUGGCAGGCCGUGGGAUUGAUUGUGUUCUACGUUUUCUUUGUUGGCCUUGUCUUCUGGAUGGAUUCCAACUUCAAAAGAAGGGAAGUGAUGGUGGACGAGAUGAUUAAGUUGCCAGAGUGGGAAUUGGCGAAAGCCGCUGAAAAUGCUGAGGCAUGCAAACCUAAUGGGCCUGGCUGGGGAUUAUAUCAACUAUUUGGGUUGGUCGCUCGACUGUGGGAAGUUCCUGCCACAACUCUUUUAAAGCUUACCAUACCAUCACCAUCAGCAGCAGAGUGGAGCAGAUUUCACGCCGCUGCCAAUGUAGCCUUGUGCCCCAUCUCUCUCCUCUAUUAUUUUAGCUCCUUCAUCACCAUGGACAGUCGCCUCGUGUUCAUCAUUCCUCACUCUCGUUUCCCUCUCUGGUCUAUCGUUCUCUUCAUCAGCUUCUUCCUUGCAAUUCUCCACUUCAUUUUUGAGAAUGAACCUCCAGAAACCGAACGGAUAGCAACCACAGUUGCUGCAUUUGUGAUGAGUGUGGUCUGGAUCUCAACAAUGGCAGGAGAACUGUUGAACUGCUUAUCAGCCAUAGGUACCAUCAUGAACCUUCCACCUGGAAUCCUAGGCUUGACUGUGCUGGCGUGGGGGAAUUCCGUUGGGGAUCUUGUUGCCGAUGUAGCACUAGCAAGGGCUGGGCAACCGGCGACUGCCGUUGCCGGGUGCUUCGCUGGUCCCAUGUUCAACAUGCUUGUGGGGCUCGGCUCGGCUCUUGUGAUGGAGACUGGAAAUCUGUACCCAGAGGCUUAUAAGCUCCAGUUCCAUAUUAGCAUUGUGAUUGCUUUUGUUUUUCUUCUACUGAGCCUCUUGAGCUCCCUUUUAGUUGUGAUCUGGUUCAGGUUUAGGGUCCCAAGGUUCUGGGGUUAUUCCCUCAUAGGGCUUUACCUCGCAUUCACUGCUUUGAGUCUGUCAGUUGCAGUUCUUUCCAGAUGACUUUGAGUAUUUAUAUUUUCCGGCGAAAGUUCCUGGACAAGUACAGCGAGUUCCGGUAAUCUCUGGAGUUUGCAUCAUUGUGAAGGCUAGCAUCCAUAAGAGCAAUGGUAUGUGAUUUCCUUUUUCCUCACAAGUUCAUUUAUAAUCAUCUCAUGUGAUUAAAGAUUUCAUUUUUUUGUAGAGAUGAUUAUCAUGUUGCAUUUUUCUCUGAGCGAGCAGAAUGCUGAAAAUCUUUAGCUAGUUAUUUUCACAUGUACGACUUGAUUAAAAUUUUAUAAUUAGCUUAUCCCAAAUAGUUGGCUAAGGCUAAUCAUUAUGAAGAAGAAGAUGAUAGUCGUAUGAUUUGAUUAAACAUGUAUGUAAGACAUUUCUUGAGAAUAUAAUGUUUCUCCUACCACCACCCAAAAAUGUAAAAUCAGAACCUUUGAAAAAAUUUUCACAUUAAUGAAAAAGGCUAAGCUUCUUUGUUGAUUU
Phalaenopsis equestris is the source of this 1803-nucleotide messenger RNA. Its product is annotated as cation/calcium exchanger 5. Gene Ontology annotation, molecular function: monoatomic cation transmembrane transporter activity. The record is from RefSeq and is a predicted model, not a curated record. Gene Ontology annotation, cellular component: membrane. Bases 1 to 1329 code for a protein of 442 amino acids. The transcript has 2 exons. Gene Ontology annotation, biological process: monoatomic cation transport; transmembrane transport. NCBI's taxonomy places the organism in Eukaryota, Viridiplantae, Streptophyta, Magnoliopsida, Asparagales, Orchidaceae.